Aspergillus sclerotioniger CBS 115572 is the source of this 1155-nucleotide messenger RNA. Its product is annotated as GTR/RAG family Ras-related GTP-binding protein. The record is from RefSeq and is a predicted model, not a curated record. Bases 1 to 1155 code for a protein of 384 amino acids. Gene Ontology annotation, biological process: cellular response to amino acid stimulus; positive regulation of TOR signaling; regulation of autophagy. NCBI's taxonomy places the organism in Eukaryota, Fungi, Ascomycota, Eurotiomycetes, Eurotiales, Aspergillaceae. Gene Ontology annotation, molecular function: GTP binding; GTPase activity. The transcript is spliced from 4 exons. Gene Ontology annotation, cellular component: Gtr1-Gtr2 GTPase complex; fungal-type vacuole membrane; nucleus.
AUGGACUUGCCUCGUUGGAUUGGACCUGGCCCGGAGGGAUGUCUCUUCGGGAAUCAUACCCAACCUCCAGUCAAGUCUGACGCACAGCUAACGCUUGAGAACAUUGUACAGGGAACAAGUCAAUCCUUGGAGCAGCCCUCCGCGAAUUCCGGUCAUGCUCCUGCCAAUAACGCCCAGGACGCUAAGCCUCGUCUGAUGUUGAUGGGCUUACGUCGGAGCGGCAAGUCAUCCAUCGCCAGUGUUGUCUUUCACAAAAUGCCACCCAAUGAGACCCUAUUCUUGGAGUCCACUACCCGUAUCCAGAAAGAUUCAAUCCACUCGUUCAUGGACUUUCAGGUUUGGGAUUUUCCGGGCCAGCUGGAAUACCUUGAGCCGUCCUUCGAUUUGGAGAAUAUCUUUGGAAGUCUGGGUGCACUUGUUUGGGUUAUUGAUGCUCAAGACGACUACCUAGAUUCAGUGGCGCGGCUCAACCGCACGAUCUUGACCGUCCAGCAAUUCUAUCCCAAUAUCAACAUCGAAGUCUUCAUCCACAAGGUGGAUGGUCUUUCGGAUGAAUAUCGCACCGACACGUUCCAGGACAUUGUCCAGCUCAUUUCGGACGAGCUCAGCGAUGCCGGGUAUGAGAACGCCCCAGUCCAUUACUACUUAACAUCUAUCUACGACUACUCUGUCUUUGAGGCCUUUAGCAAGGUCAUUCAGAAACUCAUCCCCAACCUGUCGACGCUGGAGAACUUGAUCAACACACUUGCCAACAACUGCGGUUUCGAGAAGACCUAUCUCUUCGACGUUCUGAGCAAGAUCUACAUUGCAUCCGACACUCGCCCUGUGGACAUGUCCUGCUAUGAGAUGUGUUCGGAUUACAUUGACGUUAUCGUGGACAUUUCGGAACUAUAUUCCUGGGACCACCCAGACCGCAAGCCCAAAGGAGAUCAGAACCAGGAAGCGGAAAGCCACGUUGUAUUGCAUGAUGAGACUAUGAUCCAUCUGCUGGAAAUGAACAAGUAUCUUUGUCUUGUCUCGGUUAUUCGAAACCCGGAGUCUAAGGAUAAGAAGGGUCUCAUCGACAUGAACUGCCGUACAUUCCAGGAAGCUCUUAAUGAUGUGUUUUCUCGCAGCUGGGAACAGGUUCAGGAGGGCAGGGUAACUGAGGAGUGA